Maniola jurtina (meadow brown) is the source of this 1435-nucleotide messenger RNA. Its product is annotated as venom carboxylesterase-6-like. Bases 62 to 1435 code for a protein of 457 amino acids. The transcript has 4 exons. The record is from RefSeq and is a predicted model, not a curated record. NCBI's taxonomy places the organism in Eukaryota, Metazoa, Arthropoda, Insecta, Lepidoptera, Nymphalidae.
ACCUACUUAUCUAUUACCUAAUAUUUAAUCAAACUGGUUCAUAUCGAAGUACCUAUCAAGGAUGUUACGUCAUGGACUAUUUUUGUGUGUUUACGGAUACCUAUCGUUAGUGAUGGGUGAACCAUCCUCCCGACUUGUAAAUAUAGACCAAGGAGCUGUAAAAGGUUAUAUGGCUUCAGAAGGCGACGUUUUUGUGUUUUAUGGGAUACCGUAUGCAACAGCACCGACAGGGGAUCAAAAAUUUAGGCCACCCCUUCCUCCUCCGUCAUGGAAUAAUACAUUUGAAGCUGUUCAAAAAAAUAUCAUCUGCCCACAAAACCUUGCCUUCAGGAACUACAAAGGUGACUUCGUGAUGCAAGAAGACUGCCUGAUAGCUAAUGUAUACGUACCCGAUACAGAAGACACAAAUCUUCCCGUGCUUGUAUAUCUCCAUGGAGGAGCGUUCCAAUUUGGAUAUAGUACACAAAGGUCACCAAUACAUUUAGUUCAGAGCAAGAAAAUAAUAGCUGUUAAUUUAAAUUAUCGUCUUGGAGCUCAUGGCUUCCUAUGUCUUGGUACGGAAGAUGCGCCUGGCAAUGCUGGUAUGAAAGACCAAGUUGCGUUACUGCGAUGGGUGCAAAACAAUAUUGCACAGUUUGGUGGCAACCCAAAUGAUGUUACUAUUAACGGAUGCAGCGCUGGAGGUGCCUCUGUGGAUUUACUGAUGAUAUCUAAGCUCACUAGAGGAUUAUUUCACAAAGUGAUACCAGAAAGUGGGUCUAAAACAGCCCCGUUCAGUAUACAACUAGAUCCCAUUACAAACGCAAAGAAAAUCGCCAAACAGUUAAACUACAGUAAUAUUGAUGAUGAUAUUGAUGCUUUAGAAAAAAUUUACAAGAGAACACCAUAUGAAAAGUUAUAUGAAAUUGAUUUUGGAAUUGAAAAAGACACUUCCCUUGCUUUUUUACCUUGUAUUGAACGUGAUAUUGGCGAGGAGAUGUUCUUAGAUGAUGAACCAGUGAAUAUAAUAAACCAUGUUGACUUUCCCAAAUUUCCAAUGUUGUAUGGGAUAACUGAAAUGGAAGGUAUUUAUAGAACGAAAUAUUUUGAUGAUUGGAAAGAACAGAUGAAUACAAAUUUCGCUGACUUUCUUCCGGUAAAUUUAAAAUUUUCCAACGAGGCAGAAAAAGAAAAGGUAGCAUUAAAAAUUAAGCAAUUUUACUUUGGAAAUGAGUCAAUCAGCGAAAGUAGUAUGCUAGACUACGUUAAAUAUUUUACUGAUGUUAUGUUUGGUUACGGCAUAGCAAGAAGCGUGAAAAUGCAAGCGGAAGCGGGUAAUAACGAAAUAUCACAAAUGACGUUACAACCUCAUAGCCUCAGCGCUAAUUUUGGUUCACACAUCAAAUGGACUUUAAGGAUAAUUGAAACCCCAAGUGAUGACGCCAGAACCUCAUAA